GUUACAUUUUUUUUGUCUCCCUCAGUAAUCUUCCUGCUUACCUCCAUUGAGGAGGUCGCCAGGCUUCUCGUUACCGCCAAUGAGCUGGGAAUGAUGAAUGGCGAGUAUGCCUUCGUCACACUUGAUUUUACUAUCCAAAGUCAUUGGAUCCGUAAGACUUGGGCCGGUGGAAGGAGCGUAGAAGAUUUUAACGCACUAUUUGAUGGUAUUAUAAAUCUGUCGGUAAAAGGGCCGCAUGGUGAACGCUAUGACAAGUUUGUAGAGGAAUUCAGAGAGAAGCUAAAGGUCAAUAACGUAUCUGAAACAGCGGUUACUUAUUCAUUCUCUGCUUAUCUUCACGACGCAAUACAAGUUUACGCCAUUGGUCUAAACCGAUCGCUAAGCUACGGAGGGAAUAUCUCUGAUGGGCUGUCAAUCAUAAGAAACGUAGCGAACAACACUGUACUAUUCAAAGGUUUGUCGGGAGAUGUUGCCAUCAAUAGCCACGGCAAUCGCGUACCAGUGUUCGUUUUUAGCAACAGGCAAAAUGGAAGCGUUGUUCCUAUCGCGGAGAUCGAUGAAACGAACCCAGGCGACCCAAACGUAACAAUUUACAACGUGACGACAAUUUGGCCGAGUGGAACAACCGUUAUACCACGUGAUGCACCCGAAUGUGGAUUCCGAGGAGAUGAGUGCGUGUCACCUCCAGAGGAAAACGAAGAAUCAUUCAACUAUCUGUGGCUUUUGACCCUGAUUCUGGUGCUGAUGUUCAUAGCUCUUCUCUUUGGCUUCCUGUACUACAAGAAAAAAGUUUACGAAAGGGAUCUCAUGAAUACUUCGUGGAUUAUUGAUUACAAGGAUAUUGUGUUGUGCAACCCAGGAAGCCGAAUGUCGAGCAAAAUUAGAUCCGGCCCUGCUGCCGCUGGGUCGUUCAUUAGUAACGUAGGGGGUGAAUAUAACUUUAGCCUCACAAAUGUUGGCCGAUACAAGGCUGAGUUAGUGGCUUUGAAACGAAUAAGGAAGAACAACAUAGAAUUAAAAAGAGAAGUGUUUGUAGAAAUGAAACAGGUCCGCGACCUUAUGCACGAAAACAUCAAUCAGUAUGUUGGAAUGUGUGUGGAAUCACCAAAUGUAUGUAUUGUCUCUAUGUUCUGCAGCAGAGGAAGUCUUCAGGAUCUUUUGGCAAACGACGAUAUCAAGAUCGAUUGGCUAUUUAGGAUGUCAUUUGCCUAUGAUAUAGCAAAGGGAAUGAUCGCGCUGCAAAAUAGCCCGAUCCAUGCUCAUGGAAGCCUCAAGUCAUCCAAAUGUUUGAUUGACGGUCGGUGGGUUUGUAAAGUUUCCGAUCAUGGCUUGGAUACAGUCAAAGCCAAUCAGACAGAGGAAGAGUUAGGAGAACAUGCUAAGUACAGAGAUCUUUAUUGGACUGCACCGGAAUUACUACAUGCAAUGGAUGGCACAAAAAGUCAAUUUACAAAGACUCAAAAGGGCGAUGUUUACAGUUAUGGAAUAAUCCUUCACGAAAUUCUUUCUAGAGACGAGCCUUAUUACCAAAUGGAACCAAAAGAUGUCUUAGUUAAGCUACGAAAGUCUCUUGCUCCACCAUUUAGACCUGAAAUACCAAAGGAUUUGGAAGGAUGCGAUGAGAAAUACAUCCAGCUUAUGAAACUGUGUUGGGACAAAGAGCCAGCAGAGAGACCAAAUUUUACUGACAUUAAACUCGAACUAAGGACCAUGAAUGGAAGAAAAAACACAGACAUUGUUGAUAACAUGCUACAAAUGAUGGAGAAAUACACAAACCAAUUGGAAGAACUUGUCGACCAAAGAACUCGCCAGUUAGAGAUUGAAAAAGCCAAAACAGAAGAGCUUCUUUACAAGAUGUUACCCAAAUCCAUAGCUGACGAACUGAAAACUGGAAAGCCUGUGCAGGCUGAGAGUUUUUCAAGUGUUACAAUUUUCUUCAGUGACAUAGUUGGCUUCACGAAGGUGGCAUCCGAGAGUUCACCAUUCCAGGUAGUGAAUCUUCUGAAUGAGCUGUACACAUGUUUUGACAACGUGAUUGACAGUUAUGACGUUUACAAGGUUGAGACCAUUGGAGACGCUUACAUGGUUGUAUCUGGACUUCCUGUUCGCAAUGGUGAUCGGCACGCUGGGGAAAUUGCAACCAUGGCGCUCAGCUUAUUGAGCUCUGUCAAGGACUUCACUAUUCCUCAUAUGAAAAACAAAAAAGUGCAGCUUCGAAUCGGUAUUCACACCGGUCCGUGUGUGGCUGGAGUUGUGGGCCUCAAAAUGCCUCGCUACUGUUUGUUUGGAGACACUGUGAACUACGCAUCAAGGAUGGAGUCCAGUGGACUUGCACUUCGAAUCCACGUUAGCCCAGAUUGUAAAUCUGUGCUGGACAGUCUUGGAGGAUUCUACUUAGAGGAAAGAGGUCCAGUCACGCUGAAGGGAAAAGGUACCAUUAUUAGCUUCUUUCUUUACGGCAAAGAAGGUUUUGACAAGCCUCUACCUGACCUCGCACAGGCCGCUUCACUCGAAGAACAUGAGUUUAAAUGAGACUCUUUCCAACCUGACUAGAGGAAUGGAACGUACGCGGUGGUAGAGGUCGCACAAAGUGUAUAAAAUGUGAUCCCAGUUACAUAACAAGAACAGAGGUUUACUUUGACCAACAGUGGCGGUUGCGAAAUGUGAAUAAUGAGCCGAGGGGUAAAAUAAUCGAACAAACCUAAAAAAGAGAUGUUUUCCAUGAGGUGUUUGAUCGACGUUCGAUAUUUUCAGUAUCAAAACCUGACGCUUGUCAAUAUUCUUCAUCUACUACUUCAUUUUACUGGCUCUCUUCACUUAAGGAGUGCUCCGGCUCUAACUGAUGGGGAAGAUCUGCGACACAUUCACUAAAAUUUUCUUCAUAAGACAACAAUAGAGCAUCAACAAGAGUGAAAUACUACACCGCGUGUGCACCGGGUAACUAUUACACGUCAUCAGCCCUGAUUACAUUCAGUUGCGCACUAUUCAAGAUGGCGGCCGCGGGAAAUUCGAAGUGGCUUUAAGAACCUUCUUUGGAAAACGAUAACAACUUCAGAUCGGUUGGUGAGGCAAUUUGUUAUGCCAGAUCUAUUGAGGAGUACAUUUGGAAAUUUUUGAGCGCUAUUUGUUCAAAGAGUGGAGGUUCCCUUUAAAGCAUGGCAAGUGAGGGGGCAAAGAACUAACACUCACCAUUUUUCCUCUGAUAAUUACCUCAACAACUAAACUAAGACGAUUAAUCGCUCUAGCGCAAUAAUUCCCUCGACUUCGUUUCGGGGACUAUUGAAAUAAUUUCACUUCGUGUUCGGCGAAUGAAUUUUAAGUAUGCAUUUCAGGUUUAUUACCUGUUUCGUUGUAUUAAUAGAUAAACACAGCAGAUAAACAUAUUAUAUUUUUGGGUUUAGCUUAUGACAAUAGGAAAGGAUAUUUCAUUCGAUCGUGAGAUCAUAAAAUGCAUCCUAGAAUAUUUUACUAGCGAGAAAUGGAUCAUAUAAAACUUUUUAUUUAUUACAAAAUACUCUUUAACAACUUUUUGAUUUGGUGAUGAAAGGCCAUUGUUGCAUUAAAUUGAGUUGGGUGGAAAGUUCCAAAUGUAAGAUAUCAUAUGCAAUAAAACUCAAGAAACUAACGACUGAAUUAAGUUCUAACAUACAGAAUGAUGAGCAACAGAAACAAAACGAAAACUAAGAGAAGGCAUAGAUUGGCUGGAUAUCAAUCGAUCAAUUACAUAAAGACAAAAAAACAAAAACAAAAAAACAGAGAAUGAGGCCAAGAGAGUUGUCGAUAAAUCCUUCUUUUGUUUCGCCGCAAUGAGUCAUUUUGCAUAUGAUUACGGAAUAUUUCUACCAUUUUCCUUUUCUCUGCAACAUAUCCACAAUUUUGUGUUGUAUUCACGUCAUAAAAUCACAAUUCGUUCUGCGGACAUGAUCUGAAAAUUGCACUAUAAUUUUUGAAGUCAUCAAUAACAAGCUUCCUUUCGUGCCAUCAGAUCUACUAACUCAAUCACGUCUUCUGUCGUUUUAAAUCUAUUACGUCUACCUCAUAAUUUUCUCUUUUAUAUACAAGUAUUCUCCGAUUAGUUCAACAUUCAAAAAAAGAAAACUAAUUCAAGACCUACAAAAUUCAUUCCUUACCACUAACACAUUUUAAAGAGAUAAAGCUAGUUGGCAUUCGACUUAAAUGGCCAGUCCUAGAGUAACAUCUACUAAUCAGCCUAGUGGUAGAUUCUAUGUGAAAACCAUAUUCCUAGAUGUACAGUGGAGAUGUUUGAUCAGGGUCUCAGGGAACACAAUGAAAACACUUGUACAAAAACCCUACCGUAUCAACUUGAAAACAAGAAAAGAAAACUAUUAAAAAUGAUAAAGUCGACACUUCUAAGUAAGGAAGAUUACCUCAUUCAUGAACCCAAAAUCCUUUUAGCCUGUCCAGGCUAAAAAAAUCACUUGAGACGGGUACGGCAGUGUGCGAAUGACCCUUGGCGACUUUUUACCGCCAUUUUUUGGCUUUUCUCCUUGACCGAGAGCCUGAGCACACGCUAAACACUUUGCCUAAGGCACUGACAAUGAUAAUUUGUUUACCAAUCAAGAGUUCCGGUAAAUGGUGAACAGUUAUGUAAUUCUUAAGACCUUGCUGUUUGAUUGAGCCAUUAUAACAUUCAAUUCUCCUAACUCAUUUACAAGGAAAUGUACGAAAGUCAGUCGGGAGAGUAACUUACUGGAUCCUUGACGUCUAGUGGUCAAAUAAAAUACAAACUUGAAAUAAUC
Stylophora pistillata is the source of this 4760-nucleotide messenger RNA. Its product is annotated as atrial natriuretic peptide receptor 1-like. The record is from RefSeq and is a predicted model, not a curated record. Gene Ontology annotation, molecular function: adenylate cyclase activity; guanylate cyclase activity; peptide receptor activity. Lineage: Eukaryota; Metazoa; Cnidaria; Anthozoa; Scleractinia; Pocilloporidae. Gene Ontology annotation, biological process: cGMP biosynthetic process; intracellular signal transduction; protein phosphorylation. Gene Ontology annotation, cellular component: plasma membrane.